UGACACGCGGACACUUGAGGGCAUGAUUCAUGUCAUGGAUCCUUCCGUGGCACUACCCAUUUAAGUGUGUGAUCUCUCCUGCACCCAUGCCAUGCCUCCACUUUCCCUUCCUGUUUGCAUCACAAUGUCACGCACACACGCCAAUGUCACGCACACACGCAUUGCCACUAUAGUCUGUAGUAGGCAAAACAUGUACGCGUCUGCACUGCACUGCACAGCCCACGUCUCUCUCCCCAUGCAUACCAACACAAACCACCCCAUACACACGAUACGAUACGGUAGUACCACAGCCAUUCACACAUGUCACUGACCGACCGACAGACAAAACGUGUAGGUAGGGUAGGAGGACGAGGGACAUGAAAGCAUCAUGAGAGAGAAUCAAUGAAUGUGCAACUCUCUCUAACUGCCUGCCUGCCUGCCUGCCAAAGACAGACAGAAGAAAUGCAGAGAGCCAGCAGUACUGGUACGUACUUCCUUCUAUGCGUCAUGUGUCUGCCCACUUCACACAGCAGGUCGACGCAUGCGCAGAUGCAAAGUCCAUGUCGCAAGACCAGCAGAGGGAGACACAGGGCGGCGACACAGAGACGCGUCCAUCCAUCCAUCCAUCCAUCCAUGCGUCCAUCACCGGCCUGUGUCCCCUCCUGUAAGUAAAAAGGGUCGUGCUAACGGACAUACACACACCACACCGACACGUCACAGCAGUCUGUUCAAGAAAAAGCUCAGACAGGCAGGUAGGCACGCAGGCAGACAGGCGAAGCGUCAUCUCAUCAGUCAGUGCUUCCUGGCGUCCUCGGGCAUUUUGUCGGCCGUGGGGAUGGUGACGCAGUCGAUGACGAACCGGUACUUGACAUCGCUCUUGGUCAUGCGCUCAAAAGCCGUGUUGACCUGAGAAAGAAACCAUCACAUACAACACAUCCGGCCAUGCGGACGGACACGAUGGAUAGAUAGAUGGAUGUGACGGGUGGCCAGAGUUUGUGGCAUGGCAGCUCACGUAGUCCAUGGGGAUCUUUUCGAUGGUGCAUGCGAUAUUUUUGUCGCCACAGAAGUCCAGCAUCUCCUGGGUCUCCUUGAUGCCGCCGAUCAGAGACCCGGCAAUCUUCUUGCGGCGGGGGAUCAAGCUGAACGCAUGGAUCUGCAGACGAUAACCAUCAGUACAGCGCAUCUAUGAGAGAGACUCUCUCUCUCUCUCUCUCUUGUGUGUGCAUAUGGGUGACCUCGAGUGGUUCUGGUGCGAUGCCGACGACGACGAGCGUUCCGUCGAUCUUGAGGAGGCCGAAGUAUGGCGCCAUGUCCUUCUUGACGCUCGCCGUGUCCACAAUGAAAUCCAACGACUCGGAUGCAGCCUGCAGACAGGCGCACACAACCGUGUUUCAUGAAGCGUGCUUUUGGGUGGGUGGAUGGGUGGGUGCUAUGUAUGACCUUCAUGGCUUCAGGGUCUUUGGAGCAGAGGAACUUGUGGGCGCCGAGCACCUCGAUCGCCUCCUUCUCCUUGGAGGCGCUGGACGAAAUCACUGUCACCUCACAGCCAAACGCAACGCCUGCGUACAGCACAUACCCACACACACAGAGGAAGACAGCGGUGGUCACACAUCCAAUGCAGCCACGCGCGCAUUAUGACAGACAGACAUGCAUCCACAUACCGAAUUUGACCGCCAUGUGCCCGAGGCCACCUAAGCCGACCACACCAACUUUGGUGCCGGGUUUAUCCAUGCCGUAGAACCGCAUUGGUGACCAGGUGGUGAUGCCGGCACACAGCAGCGGGGCCGCGGCGUCCAGCGGCAGGUUGGACGGCAUCCUCAAUACAAAAUGGUCCUUGACCACCUGCACGUCAUACACGAGGCAGACGUGUGCAGACAGACAGACAAACACUUUUCGCUCCGCUUGCUUACGAUGUCCAGUGAGUACCCGCCGUAGGUCGGCUGCACACAGGCACAAAGACACAAGAGAGAGAAGGCACCUUGUGGUGCUACCAUCGGUCCGCAUAAGAAGGUCGCCUUACAGUUCCGUCAAAGUUCUUUGCGUUGUAGGUUCCAAUCAUCAUGCCCGGGAUGCAGUACUGCUCCUCGCUCUCCAAACACCGAUCGCACUUGAGGCACGAGUCGACCAUGCAGCCGACACCCGCACUGUCGCCCACCUUCACCUUGGUCACCUGCUCGCCCACACAUACAGACAGCCACCGCACACAUGGGCGUGUGCGCCUUCUGCUUGUGUGGGGACACUGUCCACCCACCCACACACACACACACACGUACCUCUGAUCCGACAGCAGAGACGAUGCCGACCACCUCGUGGCCAGGGACCAUGGGGUAGCUGCUAUUAUGCCAUUCGUUCUUGAUCUGGUGAAGGUCGCUGUGGCACAUGCCGCAGUACGUGACCUUGAUGUGCACAUCCUGAACCGACACAGCGGGCCAGGCAGCCACGCACAUUGAAGGUCCUGCGGGAGAAGGGCCUGCCUCACUGCGUGUGCGUGUGGUCAGCUUACGUGCGGGCCCACGUCACGAUGCUCGAAGACGAAGGGCGACAUAUGACCUAAGACGUGCAAUAGCAACAGGCAAACAGACCGACAGGGCAGAAUGAAUGCAGUCAUGCCGUCUGUCUACAUGAUCGCAUUGUGCUGCGCUUGUCUUGUCAGUCACCCGAUUCAUCGCGGGCAGCGUAGCCUGAGGUCAGAAUGGGCAUGCUGGCACUGACAGUCGUUGAGUAUGAACUUCAGCAGUUCACUUUAACAGCAGCUGACAGCAGAAAGAGCACCACGAUUACACCGAGAGAAGAGGAAAGGCACCGAGAAGGCCUGCGCUGGGAUGGAGCGG
Vitrella brassicaformis is the source of this 2810-nucleotide messenger RNA. The record is from the annotation of a GenBank genome assembly. NCBI's taxonomy places the organism in Eukaryota, Vitrellaceae.